Messenger RNA from Staurois parvus, 589 nucleotides. Lineage: Eukaryota; Metazoa; Chordata; Amphibia; Anura; Ranidae. The record is from the annotation of a GenBank genome assembly.
GGGUAUGGCGGUGAUCAGGAUGCUGGUAUGUGGUAUGGCGGUGAUCAGGAUACUGAUACGGGGUAUGGCGGUGAUCAGGAUACUGGUACAGGGUAUGGCGGUGAUCAGGAUGCUGGUACGGGGUUUGGCAGUGAUCAGGAUACUGAUACGGGGUAUGGCAGUAAUCAGGAUACUGAUACGGGGUAUGGCGGUGAUCAGGAUACUGGUACGGGGUAUGGUGGUGAUCAGGAUGCUGGUACAGGGUAUGGCAGUGAUCAGGAUGCUGGUACGGGGUAUGGUGGGGGGAUCAGGAUGUUGGUAUGGUGUAUGGCGGUGAUCAGGGCUGGUAUGGUAUAUGGGGGUGAUCAGGGCACUGGUAUGGUGUAUGGGGGUAAUCAGGGCGCUGGUAUGGUGUAUGGGGGUGAUCAGGGCGCUGGUAUGAUGUAUGGAGGUGAUCGGGGCGCUGGUAUGGUGUAUAGAGGUGAUCAGGAUGCUGGUAUGGGUGUAUGGAGGUGAUCAGGAUGCUGGUAUGGUGUAUGGAUGGUGUGAUCAGGACGCUGGUAUGGUGUAUGGCAAUGAUCAGGACGCUGGUAUGGUAUAUGGAGGCGAU